This is a messenger RNA of Triplophysa dalaica, 1165 nucleotides long. It is a transcript of the gene sh2d1ab, whose product is annotated as SH2 domain containing 1A duplicate b. The record is from RefSeq and is a predicted model, not a curated record. NCBI's taxonomy places the organism in Eukaryota, Metazoa, Chordata, Actinopteri, Cypriniformes, Nemacheilidae. The transcript has 3 exons. Bases 54 to 410 code for a protein of 118 amino acids.
GAACAAACAGCACAUGCUCUUUGGGGUUUUGUGAGAACAAUGCAUGCAGCACCAUGGAUUUACUUUCUGUUUAUCAUGGGGCCAUCAGCCGAGAAAUGUGUGAAAAGCGCCUGUGUGAAGUGGGCAAAGAUGGGAGCUAUUUGAUUCGAGACAGUGAGAGUGUGCCUGGGUUAUACUGCCUGUGUGUUCUGUGUAAAGGCUUUGUCUACACAUACCGUAUCCAGCAGGAUGCAGCGGGCUCCUGGGCAGCUGAGACGGCACCAGGUCAGAAUAAACGCUUGUUCCGAAAAGUCAAGAAUUUAAUAAGUGCCUAUGAGAAACCAGACCAGGGCAUUGCUUUCCCCCUCAUCUACCCUGUAACUGUCCAGAACUACCGUCAAGACCAGAACAUUCAGCAUAACCAACCUUAGAAUAGUGAAACAACAUAUAAGCAUGUUGAAAUAUGCAUUGUGUCAAAUUUUUUGUGCUUCGAUAUAAUACGAUACGUUUUGUAUACAUAACCAGUGCUGUACUGUAGCUAUGGGUGUUUAUAUCGUUAAACCAUAGUUGUAAAAAAUGCCACCUUUAUUUAUGUAUGAAAUGUGCAUAGUGUUUGGAGGCUAUUAAUAAAAAUAAAUAAGAGUAGUAAUUUAUUCAUGUAUGACAAGAGUUAGCAUAAAAACUAUUAAAUGCUGCAAAAUGUCACAGUUCCAGUGGAACACUAAGGUUAUGCAAUAUAAUUCAAUAUUAAUACUGAAAAACUAUAAAUCAUUGAAAAGCUCUAAGAAGGUAGUUUUUAUAUUUCAGAACUGUUCUGCAAUAGAAGUCACUUAGGAAAAGUAAUUUUCUCCAAUGUCACUGGGCCCAUUUGGUACCAUUAUAAAUAUAACAUAUUUUAUUGUAAAUCUCAAAAUAAAUCUCAAAAACUUCUAUAUCAUCGGAAAGCUCCAAGAAUGUCCUUUUUAUGUAUAAUGAUGAAAUGUAUUAAUUUGUCAUAUGUAUGCAGCAAACCAUUGGAGCCUAUAUGACACCUAGUGGCAGUUGUUGGUGUAAUGAUAAAACGUAUCCCAGAAAACAUUUUUUAUAUUAGCCUUCAAAUUUGAAAGUAUGUCUUUAAUUUUCUGGUGUUUUUUAUAAGAAAAGUUUUUGAUGAGAUUUUUUUGUAAAAUAAAACAAUGUUUAUUUA